Messenger RNA from Strongylocentrotus purpuratus (purple sea urchin), 1860 nucleotides. RefSeq names its product ankyrin-1. The record is from RefSeq and is a predicted model, not a curated record. Gene Ontology annotation, molecular function: protein binding. Lineage: Eukaryota; Metazoa; Echinodermata; Echinoidea; Camarodonta; Strongylocentrotidae. The coding region runs from base 178 to 1860 and encodes 560 amino acids. The transcript has 12 exons.
CUCUUUCUCUCUCUCUCUCUCUCUCUCUCUCUUUCUUUCUUUCGUUUCCUCUCCCUCUAUCCUUCCUUUGCUUUUGUGACACGGUUGGGCGCCCCUUUUCUCAAUGUCACCUGUUUACAUUCUACGAGCAACAAGUCAAAGCGUUCCAAAUAGUCUCGUCCUUGCUCUUCGACCAGAAUGGAGGAAGCUAGGACCUUGCUCGCAAAGCCCCUUCGUGAUCAUGGCGAUGAUGACGACAACAAAACUCGAAUGGAAAUGAGGUCAUCGUUGAAUUCGGUGGAUACGAUUCCGUGGGGCGAUGACGCCUGCCAUUCGUCAUCGUCGUCUUAUUCGGCUAUUGAUUUUGAUCCGAAGGGCCAGCAAUCUCCCCCACCGAACGCACCGGACGACCUCCGUAAUUUACUUGCAAUCGUCAAAACAGGCGAUGUCGCGAAGCUGAACGAACUGGUGGACGAUGUCGGCAAGCAGGGUAUAUUGACCGUCAUCACAGAGCAGGAUGGAAAGAAAACAAACCCUCUCCAUAUUGCUGUUCUACACGGUGACGUGGAGGUGGUCAAUACAUUGAUGGCUUGUGGAACAGAUGAUCUAGUAAGCAACGUCGAUCACCAUAAAAACACACCUCUCCAUGUGGCGAGCUCGGCGGGUCAUCUCGACAUCGUCAAGGAUCUCGUCUGUAGGGGCGCUUCGAUGAACUGCGAAAACCGAGACAGACAGACGGCCCUUCAUCUGGCUUGUAACCACGAUAGGGCGAAGAUUGCAAGCUUUCUCUUCGAAAACGGUGCUGACAUCACAAUCCAUGACUCGACCUACCUCAACCCGCUGCAGGUGGCCAUAAACCAUGACAGCUUUGAUGCCCUUCUCACACUGCUGAGGUGUUUGGUAUCAUCGAGUCGAAAGCAUCAUGAAGUAGGAGCUGAGAUUCAGAGAUGGGCAGCGGCAAACAACAAAGCAGCCGCGCUCAGCAAGAUUCUGGAGAGUGACGUACGGUUCCCUACUCUGUCUGAUAGGGAUACCAUGGAUUUUAUUAUGGAUGCCGUGAAGAACAGACACAAAGAGUUGGUGAUGGUGCUCCUCAACUGGUCCCAUCAGACCGUUGUCCAUCACACGGACGCAGGAGGGAACACACCCUUGCACUACGCCGCCGAGAUUGGUGAUACCGUCAUCAUGCUUGAACUCAUCAAGGCUAGGGCUCACGUCAAUGCAAAGAAUUCCCAGAGAGAAGGUGAGCGGACCCCUUUGCACCUUGCUGCGGGGAACGGCUGGACUAGACCAGCUGGAAUACUGCUGCAUUAUCACGCUCACAUCGAUGAGAGGGACCAGAGCGAGAUGACACCCCUGCACCACGCGUGUAUGAACGGCCAGAUUGAGAUGGUGGAGAUGCUACUCUUCGAUCAGGACGACGACCUCAUCACAAACAAGGCCAACGCAGUCGUGUGUGACGAGGACGGACGGACAUGUCUUGAUCACGCCAUCGACAACGGAUAUGAGGAUGUAGCAAAGCUGAUUCUCCGCCAUUCAAAAUGGCGAGAACUGAUGUGUAUCUCGAGUCUGGAUGAGGAGACUAACUAUCGGACCACGCCCAUGAGAAAACUUAUCCAGUCAAUGCCUGAUGUAGCGCAGAUAGUACUUGAUCGUUGCAUCACAGUGACUGGUGGAGAAUACUCGUCCAAACCCAGUAAGACGAAGACGGUGGAGUUCUACUAUGAAUUCCUUGAAGACACUUUCUCCUCAUGGAUCAGACAACCUGAUGGUGGCAAACAGGAAGGGCUUCUGAACAGAGUCUAUCAUAGGUUAUCAACAAUGAGAGGAUCCUAUCACUCAGCUAAAGCGAAGAAUUCCCAUUUUAUGGAACAAAGAUGA